Molecule: messenger RNA, 1983 nt
Organism: Capsicum annuum
Lineage: Eukaryota; Viridiplantae; Streptophyta; Magnoliopsida; Solanales; Solanaceae
Product: flavin-containing monooxygenase FMO GS-OX-like 9
Exons: 7
Coding region: 431-1762 (443 amino acids)
Molecular function (GO): NADP binding; N,N-dimethylaniline monooxygenase activity; flavin adenine dinucleotide binding
Source: RefSeq, a predicted model, not a curated record
UUGCAUGUAUACAUAGUUAUCACUCAACCAUAGUUAAGUGCUUGCUAUUCACGUCUAAUAUAUAUGUGACUAGGUCAAUUUGUUCGGUUUGGUGUAAACACCAGGUACGGUAGGUAUUUACCACUUUAAAAAAAAUCAAAUGAACAGGUAAACUUUUUAUUGAAACAAGAGUAUAUUUUCCAGAAUGGGAAUUCAUGGAGACAUACGCCAACUAAAUUAAUAAUUAUUACUUGGUCACGUGUAUCAUCUCCACAGCAAACUCUCCCUUAUAAGAUAGUAGUAUAUAUAAUAGCUAGUCAGUCUCAUUUUUCUCAUUCCUAGCCCCCCACCCCCAACCCGAUACACACACACACACCAUUUUUAACUUUCAAGAACAUAAAACACAAGAAAGAUACUGCAUUGCUUCCAGAAGUUUUUCCUAAUAUCAACCAUGGUUUCUGAGAGAAAUUUGUCCAAGAAUGUGUGUGUAGUGGGCGCUGGACCGUCAGGGUUGGUGGCUGCUAGGGAGCUGAGGAAGGAAGGGCACAAUGUGGUGGUUUUUGAACAGAACCAUGAUGUGGGAGGACAAUGGCUAUAUGAACCUAAAGUUGAACAUGAAGAUCCUUUAGGAAGGACUAAUGUCCAAAAUGUACAUAGCAGUAUUUAUGCAUCAUUAAGGCUCACUUCACCAAGAGAGAUCAUGGGGUUUACUGAUUUUCCUUUUGUGGUGAAGAAAGGGAGGGAUCCAAGGAGAUUUCCUGGCCAUAGGGAGCUUCUCUUGUAUUUACAAGAUUUUUGUGAAUAUUUUGGAUUGAGGGAGAUGAUAAGGUUCAAUACUAAGGUUGAGUAUGUGGGGAUGCUGAAUUAUCCUGAAUUUGGCAAGGACUUGAGAUGGAUUGUGAAGAGCAAAGAGAAGGAAGCUGAGAAAGGGGUGGAGGAAGUUUUUGAUGCUGUGGUUGUUGCAACUGGUCAUUACUCUCAACCAAGGUUGCCUAACAUUAAAGGAAUGGAUGCAUGGAGGAGAAAACAGAUGCAUAGCCACAUUUACAGGGUUCCAGAACCCUUUCAGAAUGAGGAUAUAGGAAUGGAACUUGUAGAUGUGGCAAAGGAGAUACAUCUCAGUGCCAAAUCUCUUGAUGUUUCUGAAGGAUUAUCAAAAGUUAUAUCCAAGCACCACACUUUACAUCUUCGUCCUCAGAUAGAUUCAUUACAUGAAGAUGGGAAGGUAUCGUUCGUAGAUGGCACUUCAACUGUUGCAGACACGAUCAUAUACUGUACAGGGUACUCCUACUCCUUUCCAUUUCUUGAUACCAAAGGAAUGGUAGUAGUUGAUGAUGAUAGAGUGGGCCCACUUUAUGAGCAUACCUUCCCCCCUUCUCUUGCUCCCUCUCUCUCCUUCAUUGGUGUACCCAGAAAGCUCAUAGGCUUUCCUUUCUUUGAGUCACAAGCAAAAUGGAUUGCCCAGCUGCUGUCUGGGAAAAGAACACUCCCCUCAUGGGAUGAGAUGAUGCAAUCCAUCAAGGAAUUUUAUUGUUCACGAGAAGUUGCUGGCAUUCCAAAGCACAAUACCCAUGAUCUUGCUAAUUUUGAGUACUGUGACAAGUAUGCAGACUACAUAGGAUUCCCACAUUUAGAAGAAUGGAGGAAAGAACUCUGCCUAUCAGCACUCAGAAAUGCAGAUAAAAACUUGGAUACAUAUCGAGAUUCAUACAAUGACAGUGAAAUGCUACAAGCAGCUUAUCAAAGCCCACAUUUCACUCACCUUGGUCCCAAGGCUUUUUGAAUCUGAAAGCAUAAAUAAAGAUAGAGUGCAACCAAUUUUAAUUCAUUUAUUUUCUGAAGUAGAUUUGUUCCGCUAUUUAGUACUUACUAGCUUCUAGCAGAAGUUCUAUAUAUUUACUUUCGACUUCAUCCCUACCUAUGAAAAUUGAGAAAGGUAGAUUGAAUGCUCGAUUUUGUAAGAAAGAUGAUUAUAUUCAUGACAGAAUUUUUGUUUUCUUUUCA